GGGCGCCGGAGUCUCCACGCCCCCGGCGGGUUCUGAUUAGCCACUUCCGACGCGUCUCGGGACCGCGAUUGGUCCACCGGGCCCCUGAGCCCGUUUCCUCCCCCUUGAAGCGACUACGGCGGCUCCAAGGAGGGGGAGGGGGGGAGGAGGGACGGCCGGUCCCGUCAGUCAGGCAGCGGGAGCCGCCGGGAGCGGAUGGCGGCGGCGGUAGCGGCCCCACUCGCCGCCGGGGGUGAGGAGGCGGCGGCCACGACCUCGGUUCCAGGGGCUCCGGGUCUGCCCGGGAGCCGCAGUGCAGAGCGGGCCCUAGAGGAGGCGGUGGCCACCGGGACCCUGAACCUAUCUAACCGGCGCUUGAAGCACUUCCCCCGGGGCGCGGCCCGCAGCUACGACCUGUCAGACAUCACCCAGGCUGACCUGUCCCGGAACCGGUUCCCCGAGGUGCCAGAGGCAGCAUGCCAGCUGGUGUCCCUGGAGGGCCUGAGCCUCUACCACAAUUGCCUGAGAUGCCUGAACCCUGCCUUGGGGAAUCUCACAGCCCUUACCUACCUCAACCUCAGCCGAAACCAGCUGUCGUCACUGCCACCUUACAUCUGCCAGCUGCCCCUCAGGGUGCUCAUCGUCAGCAACAACAAACUGGGAGCCCUGCCUCCCGACAUCAGCGCCUUGGGAAGCCUUCGGCAGCUUGAUGUGAGUGGCAAUGAGUUGCAGGCCCUCCCGGCAGAGCUGUGUAGCCUCCCUUCCCUGCGGGACCUCAGUGUGCGCAGGAACCAGCUCAGCACCCUGCCUGAUGAGCUGGGGGAUCUUCCUCUUGUCCGCCUGGAUUUCUCCUGUAACCGUGUCUCCCGCAUCCCGGUCUCCUUCUGCCGCCUCAGGCACCUGCAGGUCAUUCUGCUGGACAGCAACCCCCUGCAGAGCCCACCGGCUCAGAUCUGCCUGAAGGGGAAACUUCACAUCUUCAAGUACUUGUCAACAGAGGCGGGGCGGCGUGGGGGGUCUGCACUGGGGGACCUGGCCUCUUCCCGCCCCCCAAGCUUUAGUCCCUGCCCUGCUGAGGACUUAUUUCCGGGACGUCGGUACGAUGGUGGGCUAGACUCUGGCUUCCACAGUGUUGACAGUGGCAGCAAAAGGUGGUCUGGAAAUGAGUCAACAGAUGAAUUUUCGGAGUUGUCCUUCCGGAUCUCAGAGCUGGCCCGGGAGCCUAGGGGGCCCAAGGAGCGGAGGGAGGAUGGCUCUGGUGACGGAGACCCUGAGCAGAUUGACUUCAUUGACAGCCACAUGCCUGGGGAGGAGGAGGAGCGAGGUGCUGCUGAGGAGCAUCGGCCACCAGAAUUGAGCCCUGCCACAGGGGAUGCAGAGAAGGCACCAAGCAGCAGGCGGGAGGAGCCAGCUGGGGAGGAGCGGCGGCGCCCCGACACCUUGCAGUUAUGGCAGGAGCGGGAGCGGAGGCAGCAGCAGCAGCAGCAGCAGCAGCAGCACACUGGAGUGUGGGGGGCCUCCAGGAAGGACAGUUUUCUGAAGCUGGGGAUCAGGGCUGCUGGUGGAGCUGCUGCUGCCUCGUCCGCUCAGGCCUCCUCUAAUGGCAUGCCUAAGUCCAGUGCCACCCAACCGGGACCUUCAGGAGGGCAGGGUGCCCCUGCCCCCACCUCUGCCUCCCAGGAGCCCCUCCCUGCAGCUGGACCAGCAACAGUGCCUGCUCCCCGGCCACUUGGCUCCAUUCAGAGACCAAACAGCUUCCUCUUCCGUUCUUCCUCUCAGAGUAGUUCAGGCCCUUCGUCACCAGACCCUGUCUUGAAACCUCGGCGAUCCCCCCAGCUUCUGGAUGAGAAGGAGGUGAUGGCACAACUACGCCAGGUCCUUGAGUCGCGGCUGCAGCGGCCCCUGCCGGAGGACCUGGCAGAGGCUCUGGCCAAUGGAGUCAUCCUCUGUCAGCUGGCCAACCAGCUGCGGCCCCGCUCCGUGCCCUUCAUCCACGUGCCCUCACCUGCUGUGCCAAAACUUAGUACUCUCAAGUCUCGGAAAAAUGUGGAGAGUUUCUUAGAAGCCUGCCGAAAAAUGGGGGUGCCUGAGGCCGACCUGUGCUCGCCCUCGGAUCUCCUCCAGGGCACCGCCCAGGGGCUGUGGACCACCCUGGAGGCUGUGAAGCGGGUGGGGGGCAGGGCCCCCCCGCCCCUCUGGCCCCCCUCUGGUCUGGGCGGCUUCAUCUUCUUCUACGUGGUCCUCAUGCUGCUGCUCUAUGUCGUCUACACUCGGCUCCUGGGUUCCUAGGACCUGAAGUCACCCUUUCUCCCCGCCCCCUUGCCCUAUUUCUAUUUAUAAGACUCCUGUGCCACUCCUGUCCCUACCAGUGGUGCCUUCAGCCCCUACCAAAGACACUAGUGAACCCCCCUCCCCUCACAAACACUGACCUUAGAGGCCCCAGUCUGGUGCCCCAAGACCCCAGGCCCCAGCCUCUGGCCACCCUCCUGUAGCCCGUUCUGAGCCCCUCACCUCUCAAUCCUGAUGGUGCCUUCAUUCCCUCCAGGCCCUGCCCUGCCCUCUGUUCCUUCAGGAGGGUAGAUCUCAACCUUCCUCCUCGUGCUGUUCCCCGCACCGUCCCCCCCCCCCCCCCCACUGUUACGGGGAGCUAAAUUAUCUAUAUUUUGUAGAGAGAAGUUUAUAUUUGUAGGGGAUGUAGGGGCCCAGGCUGGGUCCUUGUCUCUGUGUAUAAAUUGUACAGACCGUG
Canis lupus familiaris (dog) is the source of this 2725-nucleotide messenger RNA. It is a transcript of the gene LRCH4, whose product is annotated as leucine rich repeats and calponin homology domain containing 4. The record is from RefSeq and is a predicted model, not a curated record. Gene Ontology annotation, molecular function: protein binding. Lineage: Eukaryota; Metazoa; Chordata; Mammalia; Carnivora; Canidae. The transcript has 18 exons. The coding region runs from base 196 to 2268 and encodes 690 amino acids.